Messenger RNA from Mus pahari (shrew mouse), 3456 nucleotides. RefSeq names its product E2F transcription factor 2 (gene E2f2). The coding region runs from base 126 to 1457 and encodes 443 amino acids. Gene Ontology annotation, cellular component: RNA polymerase II transcription regulator complex. Gene Ontology annotation, molecular function: DNA-binding transcription factor activity, RNA polymerase II-specific; protein dimerization activity; RNA polymerase II cis-regulatory region sequence-specific DNA binding. Gene Ontology annotation, biological process: regulation of transcription by RNA polymerase II. The transcript is spliced from 7 exons. The record is from RefSeq and is a predicted model, not a curated record. NCBI's taxonomy places the organism in Eukaryota, Metazoa, Chordata, Mammalia, Rodentia, Muridae.
GGCCUUGCCCGGCGGGCGUCCAUUGGCGGCUGCUCCCGGCGUCCGCGGUGCAGCCGGCUGCAAAGCCCGCAGGUGCCCCGCGCGCGCGCGCCAGACCCGAGUGGGUAGGGGGCGCAGCACUCGCCAUGCUGCGCGCGCCGCGGACCCUGGCUCCGGCCACGGUGCAACCUACAAAGAGCUUGCCGGCGCUGAACCCCACCGAGCUGUGGCCUUCGGGUCUGAGCAGCCCCCAGCUCUGCCCGGCCACCACCGCCACCACCUACUACACUUCGCUUUACACGCAGACGGUGCCUUCCUCUGCGGCGCUGGGCACCUGCCUCGACGCCACUCCCCACGGACCCGAGGGCCAAAUUGUGCGAUGUGUACCCGCAGGCCGGCUGCCGGCCAAAAGGAAGUUGGACCUGGAGGGCAUUGGGAGGCCUACGGUCCCUGAAUUCCGGACCCCCAAGGGGAAGUGCAUCCGCGUGGAUGGUUUGCCAAGCCCCAAAACCCCCAAGUCUCCUGGGGAGAAGACACGCUACGACACGUCGCUGGGGCUGCUGACCAAGAAGUUCAUUUACCUCCUGAGCGAGUCGGAGGAUGGAGUCCUGGACCUGAACUGGGCAGCGGAGGUGCUGGAUGUGCAGAAGCGGCGCAUCUAUGACAUCACCAACGUGCUGGAGGGUAUCCAGCUCAUCCGCAAGAAGUCCAAAAACAACAUCCAGUGGGUAGGCAGGGGACUACUUGAAGACCCCACCCGACCCUCCAGGCAGCAGCAGUUAGGGCAGGAGCUGAAGGAGCUGAUGAAUGCGGAGCAGACCUUGGACCAGCUCAUUCAGAGUUGCUCGCUGAGCUUCAAGCACCUGACCGAAGAUAAUGCCAACAAGAAACUGGCCUAUGUGACCUACCAGGAUAUCCGUGCCGUAGGCAACUUCAAGGAGCAGACCGUGAUUGCCGUCAAGGCUCCACCACAGACAAGAUUGGAAGUGCCGGACAGGGCGGAGGAGAACCUGCAGAUUUAUCUAAAGAGUACCCAAGGCCCCAUUGAAGUCUACCUGUGCCCUGAGGAGGGGCAGGAGCCAGACAGUCCUGCCAAGGAGGCUCUCCCUUCCACCUCCACCCUCAGCCCCGUCCCUGACUGCGCUCAGCCCGGCUGCAGCACUGACUCGGGGAUCGAAGAGACCAUAGAGUCUUCAGUACUGAUACCCCAGCCGGUACCACCGCCACCGCCACCACCACUGCCGCCAGCCCCAUCCCUCGUCCCCUUGGAAGCCACUGACAACAUGCUGGAGCUGUCGCACCCACUUCUACAACAGACUGAGGACCAGUUCCUGUCCCCAAUCCUGGCAGCCAACUCCCCUCUGAUCAGCUUCUCCCCGCCCUUGGACCAGGACGAAUACCUGUGGGGCAUGGACGAGGGGGAGGGCAUCAGUGACCUUUUCGACUCCUAUGAUCUUGGGGACCUGUUGAUUAAUUGACGCGUCCUGCAUCUGUCUCUACCUCCUCACAGACAGACUGACAGGCUCUCUGCCCAGCUGGGGGACACCAGACACCAGGUGUCACCCUCCGUCUGCGCGGCUCUAUUCCAGCCUUCCUUUUGGGCGGAGGCCAGCUAGGGAGAUGUGGAGGAUAUGGCUGAGGAGUGUGUCCGGGCUAAGCCCUGAUCCUCCUCUUCUGACCUCCGACCCCUUCAUGAAGGACUACGGGUGCAGGUGGCCAUGUUCAGGGAAAGGGUUCACCGCCUCCUUCUGAGGGGCGGGAGGGCCCUGGCUUUUCCAAGAAGCACUUAACACCUUUGUAUUUAUUUCCAGUUCAGUUGUGUUUGUCCACCCCGAGUUUUAGCAGGGAGAUUUGUUCUAGUUUCUCCUCAGACAGGCCCGCCCACGCCCAGUGCCUAAGGGCACAUCUGGGCUUCCAGGGGUCUAGGCCAGCUCCUUGCACCCCCUUCCCCCGUGGUGCCUGGGUCUUGAGGAGACUAUCCAGUUUGCUUGAAUAUUAAUUGCACUUAGGCUUUGUAAUUUUAGAAAAUGCCAGGCCCAGGCAAGGCACUGGCUUGGGAUUCUCCGUCUCCUCCAUCCUAGAGAAAGUUCCAGUAGCUGCCCUGGGGGGAAGUAGCCAAGGGGGCUGGCUUCCUAUUGGAUCUCUUAUCUUUCCUGAGCCUCUGAAUGUAAAUGUAGGCCUUCAGGAAUUAGCCCAGAAGAGCUCCUGGGAAAGCAGGAGCCACGAGUCAUUCAUGGCUCCUAGAUGCCCUUCCUCGGAGGUCAGAGACCUGGAAGGUGGAGGCAGAGAGGUCUGCCCGAGUUUCCCUGGGAGAUUCCUUAAGCACCCACUGUCCCAAAGCUCUCACUUCACUUCCAAGGUCAGAUGUGACAGGAACUUGGUGUCAGGUUUGCACCUUUCCCUACUGAAGUGCUGAAGGGGGCAGGGGUAGGGCGUUCUUCCCUGCAGCUGAGGCCUCAGCAGCUCAUGAGGGGAUAGGCUGGUGCCUGCCACCUCUCCUGGCGUGGGGACCUGGGAAGAGCUCUUGAUCUCACUUGUUCUGCCCAUAGACUGACCAUCCAGGGUUCCUGUGGUCCUGCUUUCUUCCUUGUCUUUCCAGGGAUGGAGAAUGGGCUUAACAAAGGCCAUGUGUCCGGAGAGGUGUACCCAGGGGUGGCGGGGUCUGAGAGGCCUUCCACCUACCCUCAGGGAGCCUGGGUUUCUCAGGGGCUCAGUGGGGCAGCACUUUUGUUGUUGUUGUUGUUGUUGUAAGUUUGUAGCAUUAAAUUGAUUUAAAAGAUGAAGUUGGCUAUGCCAGGUAGGUCCGAGCUAGCUGACUGGGAAUUUGAAGUUUGGAUGUUGAGCUAAUAUGUACUGACACCCUUUUGGGUUAAUUUGUCUUAUCCUUGAGUCAGCUUCCUGGGCCCAUAGUUAGUUCUGUUCGAGGAGUGGUCAGUGACUCACACACACACCCCUACACACACACUUGAAAUUUGUCUACUUCUACACCGAGUGUCCGAGUGACCUCGUCGUCUCUAAAGUUCACCCUCAGGAACUGCAUAGAUAAGCUACCAAAAAAAAAUAAUUAAUCUCAUGAUGUUUGAAGUUCGUUUACAACUCUGUGUUGGGCUGUGUUCGUAGGUGUCUGCGGCCCGUGCUGCAGGUUAGACACACAGGCUACAGAGGUGUCCUUGGUCUCUCCCAGCAUGGGGGGGGGUCUCAGACCACCCGGAAAGCCCAGUGUGCUUUAGACAGGGGGUCCCUUGAGUGAUGACCUGGGCUCUGGUUUGAUGCACGUGAGGCCGGAGACAGCAUUGCUGUUCCCUGGUCUUUGCCAUUUAGCUGUGCGCCAACUCCGAGAAACGAGAUGCCCAACCUCUGUGCCGUGGGCUCUGGGUGGAGGAGAGCUUGGGUUGUAGCGGGAAGAGGACUGUCGUUCCUGUCUGGAGUGAGGUUAAGAAUGCAGUCCAAGCCGGGCAGUAGUGGCGGCACGCCUUU